Messenger RNA from Magallana angulata, 2308 nucleotides. RefSeq lists its product as uncharacterized. The transcript is spliced from 2 exons. The record is from RefSeq and is a predicted model, not a curated record. Gene Ontology annotation, biological process: positive regulation of DNA-templated transcription. Bases 490 to 2139 code for a protein of 549 amino acids. Gene Ontology annotation, molecular function: zinc ion binding; protein binding; ubiquitin-protein transferase activity. Gene Ontology annotation, cellular component: chromatin; nucleoplasm. NCBI's taxonomy places the organism in Eukaryota, Metazoa, Mollusca, Bivalvia, Ostreida, Ostreidae.
CUUCUGGUGACCUCCUUAGUGUUAUGGACAGUGACAAAUAUAUCGAACACACAAAAGUUGUGCGUUACUCUGGCUACACAGAAAAACAAAGUAUUCAGUUUAAUGACAAAGGACAAUUCCUCUAUUCAUUAGACUGUUAAUUUUAUGCUACAAAUAUUUUUAGCGCUAACUUUGCUGUUCUAGUUUCUAAAAUUGCAUAAGAUUCUAAAGCCUCGCGAAUAGAUACUCGAUUUCAGCUUGUUGGAUAAAGCAGAUAAAAAAUCACACAAUAUAGAUAUCCUCUAUAUCAUCACCAAUCGCAGACUCUCGGUCUUUUUAACAAGCCGAAUCCUCUGAAGAAAAGACCUGAGAAGUUGCGAUUGCCACUAUCAUAGGUAGCUAACCACGUGAUCCCACGCCCCAAAUAUCCAGAACAGGAACACCUAGCAGUUACACUUGAUGCACAAAUACUGAAUUAAGGAUCUUCUAUGGUCAUUUGUCCCUUUGACUAUGGACCCCCGCCGAAGUGCUCAAGAUGUGUUACGAUGUCAUCUCUGUGAGACCCCGGUUCCCCCUAUGUACUGUGACAUUUGUCACAUACAUCUUUGUAAAGCCUGUGUGGGGGAACAUCUCUCUGAUUUAUCAAAAGAACACAAAGUGGUUCCGUUUGAAAAGAGGGGAUCUACUCCUAAAUGUCAAAAACAUUCCACAAGGCUAUGCGAACUUUUUUGUGAAAAAUGUGAUAUCCCUAUUUGUUCAACAUGUCUUUCCUCCGAAGAACAUUAUGGCCAUAAAUUUUUAGAAAUUUUAAUAAAUAUGGAAAACUCGAAAGAAAUAAUUCAGAGCGAUUUACAGGAACUAGAGAAAUCUAUUUAUCCAAAAUAUCAAGAGAUUGUUGCUAAUAUAUCAGCUCAAAAAGCUGAUCUAAAUAAACAAUCCCAGAAAUUGUCAACAGCUAUCGACAAUCACGGAGAAGUCUGGCAUAGAGAAAUAGACACCAUUAUCCAGAAACUAAAAUCUGAUGUGAAUAAAAUAGAAUCCAAAUUCAUGACUGCCCUAAGUAAACAGGAAGAAGAAAUCACUUGCACUAUUUCUGAAGUCGCAAAGAGUAUUGCUAAUAUGAAGAAAUUACUCACAUCUAAAGAUGUCGUCCUUGUCUCUGCCUACAAAUCAAAGAAUGAUGAAUUCAGAAGAAUGCCACCUGAACUCACAGUGUCUUUACCAAGUUUUACACCUCAGAGCUUCAGCAAAGAUCAGCUUCAUGAACAGUUUGGUGUUCUGUCGACAUUAUCUUUCACAAAAGAAGAAUAUGGCUACAGAGUUGAUUCCCCUGCUACUGAGUCCUUUCCCCAGGAAAGACAGCUGAUUGAUGUACCACAGAUCAUCACAGAAAUUAGCACCGAGUAUGGAUUAUGCAGUUUGUCUUGUCAGAGUGAUGACGAAAUCUGGACGUGCAAUUAUGAUAAUGAAACCAUCCGUCUCUACAACCUCCAGGAGGAACUCGUGAAAUCGAUCGAUACUGAGUCAGGGAACAUGCCAUGGGACGUAGCAGUGACAAGGAGUGGGGAUCUAGUUUAUACAGAUUACUGGGAUGGAUCUGUGAACAUAGUGAAGAAUACACAGAUACAGACAGUGAUCAGACUACAGGGGUGGAAACCUCUCAAUGUCUGUAGUGCCUCCUCUGGGGACCUCCUGGUUGUCAUGGACAGUGAUGAUUAUGAACAAACCAAAGUUGUGCGUUACUCUGGCACCACAGAGAUACAAAGUAUUCAGUACGAUGACGAAGGAAAUCCCCUAUAUUCAUCUGGAGACAUUAGUGAAAACAGAAACUUAGAUAUCUGCGUGGCAGACAAUAGAACUGGUGUGGUAGCAGUGGUCAAUCAGGACGGAAAACUCCGGUUUUCCUACACUGGUCUUCCCUCUUCUUCUGAGGAACCAUUUGAUCCCCGCCGCAUCACAACAGACAGCCAAGGUCGGAUCCUGAUAGCAGACUGUACCAACCACUGUAUCCACAUCCUGGAUCAGGACGGACAAUUCCUCCGCUACAUUGGCAACUGUGAUUUACAGUAUCCAUCGGGAUUAUGUGUGGACAGCAGAGACAACCUCUUUGUGGCAGAGUACAGCACGGGUAAAGUGAAGAAAAUCCAAUAUAACGUAUAAACAAACUUUAAGUAUAAAAAUGUAAACAUAAAAGCACAAUGAGUUUUUGUAAAAAACAACCUUAAAGUUGACUUGUACAUCUAUAUAAUUAUUUUAGAAUAGUAUGUUUAUGUACACAUGUCUACAAUAUGUAAAAGCUAUACCUGUGGGGUAAAUAUGUAAACAACAA